Molecule: messenger RNA, 1305 nt
Organism: Aphanomyces invadans
Lineage: Eukaryota; Oomycota; Saprolegniomycetes; Saprolegniales; Verrucalvaceae
Exons: 5
Coding region: 146-949 (267 amino acids)
Cellular component (GO): cytoplasm
Source: RefSeq, a predicted model, not a curated record
GCGAAACUGUUUUCCGUUACUCGUCCCACCAGUAGCGAAACUGCCAUGUCACCCCCAAGAUAUUCGGGAUUGUCGGAAAUGCACGAAAUAUCUAUAUCUCGUCAAAAUAGUCGUUCAACAGUCAUGGCCAUUUCGUUCCAAAACGAUGGCGAUGACCCGCGCGCAGACUCUGGGCCGAGUCUUGGAACCACUUCUGAUGGCUGCAUCCAUGCAAGUGCCGUCGAAGUUCCCGUCCAAGGCUGAAUACGUCCACCAACUCAUCCACACGUACUACCUCCCAGUGUUCUUCUGGGCGGAAAUGCAGCUCAAGGCUCCUUGCUCCGUGCUUGGUUUGAGUUGUGUCCAGGGCGGUGGUAAAACCACCAUGUCAUCGUACCUCGAGACUCUCUUCCGCGCCACGGGUAAAACGUGCGCGACGCUGUCGUUGGACGACGUGUAUCUUUCGCGUGCCGAUCAAUUGAAGGUGGCCGCGUCGUUCCCUCACAAUCCCCUCCUUGAACACCGUGGCAAUCCUGGCACUCACGACCUGAAUCUUCUCCUGUCGUUAAUCGACGAUGCUCAAGCCGGCUGCGACGUUGUUGUGCCACGAUACGACAAGUCGGCUCACAACGGGCGAGGCGAUCGGUUCUCCCGGGACCAAUGGAUCACGUAUCCAGGCCCUGUGGACGUGCUGUUGGUUGAGGGGUGGUGCCUCGGAUUUGAAGCAAACGCCGUCGACCCUCCUGGACAUUUGGGGGCUGUGAACAAGGCACUCCGCGACUUUGACCGGUUGUACGAGGCCCUGUCCGCGCUGAUUGUCAUCCAUGUCGACGACAUCCAGUGGGUGUACACGUACGUGUGCACUAUACGCUCCUGGACACUUCCCGUCUUUGCGCAUGGUCCUUUCUGUCGUUGCCAUGGUUGGUCGCUGACAACUGUAGUGAAAACGCAGGUGGCGCGAGGAGGCUGAGGCCCAGAUGCGGGCGGUUGGAAAGUCUGCUAUGACUCCUGCGCAAGUGCGAGACUUUGUCGAUCGGUUCAUGCCAGCCUACGAGCACUACCUCCCUCAUUUGUAUGACCCCAUGGCAACGCACAGUACGAUUGGAACGUUGCCGCGGCUCACCAUCGACAUUGACGCGCAUCGGACGUGUCUGCGCGUCGUCUCGCGCGAUGCCUCGAGUGGAUGAGGGAGCGAGUAGUACACGCAUUGUCUUCACGGUGGAAUGGCACUCGUGUUGCUAGACUACCAUCCUAAUCACUUGAAGCGCAGGUUCCACACCCUAUUGCUGGUCCUACGCAUGCAUUUGACGAAUCCCGCCACCUUGC